Messenger RNA from Oreochromis aureus, 1194 nucleotides. RefSeq lists its product as uncharacterized. The record is from RefSeq and is a predicted model, not a curated record. Lineage: Eukaryota; Metazoa; Chordata; Actinopteri; Cichliformes; Cichlidae. Bases 1 to 885 code for a protein of 294 amino acids. The transcript has 6 exons.
AUGGCCAUCAACUAUUCUGUGCCACAGAUCCAGUUCGCUGCAGCACAGAGUGAUGAUGAGACCGUUAACAUGUGCAACUUAGAAGUAGUCAGAGAUGGCAACAGACCAAAGAACCUGAAUGACACCAUUACUCCGGAGCUUGGGAAAGAUUUCCACUCCGACUGUCGCAUGCAAUCACAAGAGGAGACAGAGCUCAUCCAGAGGACAGGAGAACCAGUUGAACUUCCUGAGGGGGAAACGCCAGCUUCUUUAGAGGAAAAGAAACACAUCCUGUUGACAAUUUUUAAUUCAGAAGGACCUGGAGCUGUGGAGAGACCUGAUGUGGAUGACUUCAUGUGCCUCACAUAUAUUUCUCAGCGGCAGCUUAUCAACAGUUGUCCCUCACUUUCAGUAGCUGAAAUUCAGGAGCAGUGGCCAUUCUUGUUUACUCGGAAAGGUCUUUCGAACCACUUUUACAAACUCACAGGCAUCGAUAUCAGUGAGCGCUUAAGUCAGGCCCUCAUAACCAAAGGCAGAAGGAUUAUUAACUAUUUCUCCAGCCAGAAGCUCAAAUGUAACCUUGGUAUAAGGACACUUCUUCAGCAGAUGGAAAGUGAGGGAGUUUUGGCCAACAACAAGAUUGGCACAGCAGCCAUACUUCUCAUGAUGAAGUAUUACAAGGAAGAUGAAGACUCCCUCUUUGUCUUAGCAGAUGAAACAUCUACCAGGAUGUCCCUUGAAGCAGAGAGCAACCUGCCAAUCACCCCGAGGCUGAUUAUGCUUGGACAAAGUUCAAUGACCGCCACCUGCUGGAUGGUGAGUGCAGAGGGGCGUGUAAUUGUUGAGCUGGACAAAGAGAACACCUUUGCUGAUGCGAUGUCUUCUUUGGUUCAUUCUAUGUAUUGAACCUGGAAUACCAGGAGUCAGCGUGUGCAACAUUGGAACUGAUUCAGAGGUUUUUUGUAAGGAUAAACCCUGAAGAGGGAACAAAAUGUACCUCCAAGGUCGGCACAAGCAGAAAGACUGGGACCACUGUGAAGAAAAAGGUUGUUCACAUUAACCUUCAUGUCACAACUUUCCUCCAGCGGCUUAUUGAAUUUGAGUGGAAAACUUCAAAUUAGGUAACUGUUUUUGCCAUUUUUAGUGAAUUUCUUGUUUAAUUUAAGUGACCAAUGUGUUGUUUCCUGUGUCUCCACAGAUGAUCCGUGGCCCAUG